AUGGCUAACGACUUUAUUAUGACACUAGAGGACGUCGACUCCGAAGUAGAGGACCUUACACAAAAUUUAAAAGAACAAGAAGGACGUAAAGAACCCGAAAUCUCUACAACUAAAAGCUCAAAAAAGGCUGCAAAGAAUAAAAAAAAGAGAAAAAAGAAAAACAAGAAUUAUAUAAAACAAGAAGAAAUAAACAUUGGUGGUGACAAUAGUACUGGCAAUAAGAACACGUCAACGAAACAGAGUUCCGAAACGAAAGAUAAAAAAAUAAUUGAUCCUGUCAUCGAAACUGAUACGUUUAAUCCUGAGUUCACAUUCGAUAUUGAGGGUGGUUGUGCGCAUGUUGGUUUGAAACAGUCUUGGGAUUUUGAAGCGGCGAAGGCUGCAUUGAAGCUUAAGAAUUCGGCACGCGUAUCAAUCGAUGAGAUUAUUGCAAAGAUAAGGGACAACAAGAAAAGCAGUACAGGAUCAUCUGAUACUACAGUUUUGGCAAAUAAAAAAAAAAAGCCUACAUCUUCUACAAAUAAUGAAUCUUCAACGAAGAAAAAAGGCGAUAAUGAUGAAGAAAAUGAAUACGAAAAAGAGCGCAAAAAAGCCUUUUUCGCCGAUGAAUCAGAAUUAAACCACAAAAGCGACUUAAUCGACUCAUUUCAAUCGAUGAACCUAUCCCGGCCAAUUCUUAAAGGUUUAAGUCAACUAGGAUUCGUGCAACCGACUCCAAUCCAAGUGCAAACAAUCCCUGUUGCAUUAAUGGGAAAAGACAUUUGCGGUGGUGCAAUCACUGGAUCUGGUAAGACUGCUGCGUUUAUAAUACCUAUUCUCGAAAGGUUGCUAUAUAGGCCCAGGCAAGACCAGACCACAAGAGUUUUGAUUCUUGCACCAACGCGUGAAUUGGCGAUUCAGUGUCAUAGUGUGGCAACUAAGAUUGCCUCGUUUACGGAUACUACGCUUUGUUUGUGUGUUGCUAAACUUUCGGCAUAUACAGGCGGUUUAUCUCUAAAAGUACAAGAGGCCGAAUUAAGGCAACGACCUGAUAUAGUAAUUGCUACACCGGGUCGUCUUAUAGAUCACAUUCGUAAUUCCAUAUCGUUUUCGCUAGAUACCAUUGAAAUCCUAGUAAUAGAUGAAGCAGAUAGAAUGCUAGAAGAUGGCUUCUCAGCAGAACUAAACGAAAUCAUAAAAGCAUGUCCAAAAUCACGACAAACAAUGUUAUUCUCCGCCACCAUGACCGACAAUGUCGAUGAACUUAUCCGACUCUCAUUGAAUCGUCCAGUACGACUAAUGGUCGACUCUGCAAAAGCGACCGCCGCGCGACUCACCCAGGAAUUCGUACGAAUAAGAAAACACCGUGAAGAUGAUCGACAAGCUAUAUUAUUGGCACUUUGUUGUCGUACUUUUAAGGCCCGCGUGAUCAUUUUUUUGAAGAGUAAAGCGUUGGCCCAUGAGAUGAAAGUUGUGUUUGGGUUGAUGGGGUUAAAGGCGGCUGAGCUUCACGGAAAUCUUUCGCAAGAGCAGCGGUUGGAAGCUUUAGAAGCAUUCCGUGAUGGUAAAGUGAAUUUUCUUUUGGCAACUGAUUUGGCUUCUCGUGGAUUAGAUAUAAAAGGAAUCGAAACGGUCAUAAAUUUUGAUAUGCCACAAAGCUACGCACAUUAUCUACAUCGCGUAGGUAGAACAGCUCGUGCUGGCCGAAAUGGGCGGUCCGUCACGCUCUGUGGCGAAUCCGACCGCAAAAUUCUCAAAACAAUUGUAAAACACGCGAACACCAAACAACAAAUAAAACGUCGCGUCGUUCCAAUCGAAGUAAUUACAAAAUACAUCAAAAAAUUAUCCAGUCUCCGCGAAAAAGUUGCGCAUGUUCUCAUGGAGGAGAAACAAGAAAAAGAAGUACAACGGGCGGAGAUGGAGAUUACAAAGAGUGAGAAUCUGUUGAAACACGAGAAAGCGAUAUACAGUCGACCGGCGCGUACUUGGUUCCAAACGAAAAAAGAAAAGCAGCGCGCAAAGGAAGUUGCUCAGGAAAAAUAUAAAUCGAACAUUGAAAAUGGCGGUAAGAAUAGUAAUAACAAGAAACGAAAACGUGAAAAUGAUGAAAAAAACGCAGCAGCAGCAAAACCUAAGAUUAAACGAGGCAAUAAAAAUUAUAUCGAAUGA
This is a messenger RNA of Ambispora leptoticha, 2148 nucleotides long. NCBI's taxonomy places the organism in Eukaryota, Fungi, Glomeromycota, Glomeromycetes, Archaeosporales, Ambisporaceae. The record is from the annotation of a GenBank genome assembly.